Molecule: messenger RNA, 763 nt
Organism: Anopheles darlingi
Lineage: Eukaryota; Metazoa; Arthropoda; Insecta; Diptera; Culicidae
Gene: Naa20A
Product: N-alpha-acetyltransferase 20
Exons: 4
Coding region: 132-656 (174 amino acids)
Biological process (GO): N-terminal peptidyl-methionine acetylation
Cellular component (GO): NatB complex
Molecular function (GO): protein-N-terminal amino-acid acetyltransferase activity
Source: RefSeq, a predicted model, not a curated record
GCGUGUUGUUUUGGUUCACGGAUUGAGGUUAGGAGAUUUAAAAAAUUGUAAAAAUCCUUGCGAAAUUCUGAACAUUUUUGAACCAUUUCCUGUAUCUAUUGCUUUCUUCGAUUGUGGAAGAAGCGUAAAUCAUGACCACUCUACGACCCUUCACCUGCAACGACAUGUUCCGGUUCAACAAAGUCAAUCUGGAUCCGCUGACCGAAACGUACUGCCUCUCGUUCUACAUGCAGUACCUAGCGCACUGGCCGGAGUACUUUCAGGUGGCCGAAUCGCCUACCGGUGAAAUCAUGGGCUACAUAAUGGGAAAAGCAGAAGGCCAAGGAGAAUACUGGCAUGGCCAUGUGACGGCACUAACGGUUUCACCCGACUACCGAAGGCUAGGAUUGGCCGCCACGCUGAUGAGCUUCCUCGAGGACGUUAGUGAGAAGAAACGCUGCUAUUUCGUCGAUCUGUUCGUGCGAGUGAGCAAUAAGGUAGCCAUCGAUAUGUACACUAAGCUCGGGUAUAUCGUGUACCGCACGGUGCUCGAGUACUAUGUCGGGGAUCCGGAUGAAGAUGCGUACGAUAUGCGAAAGGCGUGCUCCCGUGAUGUGCACCGGAAGUCGGUGAUACCGCUCGAACAUCCUGUGAGGCCCGAAGAGGUUGAUACCUAGCAUUGAUCUGUUGGCGAAUACGGAUGUUGUCAAGGGGCACGAAGAAAAAUAAUUUGGAAUGCUGUGCUGUUAGUAAAAUACUUGAUUAAUCUUUACUUCUAUCUCAU